Messenger RNA from Silurus meridionalis, 615 nucleotides. RefSeq names its product lymphocyte antigen 6 family member D (gene ly6d). The coding region runs from base 16 to 474 and encodes 152 amino acids. The transcript has 3 exons. The record is from RefSeq and is a predicted model, not a curated record. NCBI's taxonomy places the organism in Eukaryota, Metazoa, Chordata, Actinopteri, Siluriformes, Siluridae.
CCAUCCAGGGUUUUGAUGAAGGCUAUCCUGGGAACUCUGUGUACAAGGUGGAAAUACACCCUGAAUAGUAUCUCCAUGCAUCUCAGUGUUGUCUCAUUCCAUCUCGAAUUCUUUCAGUUUAUACUUAAAACCUGUUGUGUGACUUUGUUCUCUUUCUCCUCAAAAAACCGGUUCUACCAUGAGGUGUGUCGAGUGAAUAAAAACAAUUGUCUAAGGAGGUGUACCUUCAGUCCAGCUGGCAUCAUGAAGCUUCUCCUGUGUACCUUUUUCCUGGUGCUCCUGGGAAGCACCUCUGUACAUUCUCUGCAAUGCUACACGUGUAGCAAUGGGGACUGUAAGGUCCCUACAGAAUGUCCAUCAUCCAGCAACUUCUGCAAAACUGUUGCAUCACCGAAUGAAUUCUCUCGGACAUGUGAGGAGUUCUGCGUCCCUGGAGUGAACACCUUCUGCUGUCAGGAGGACCUGUGUGGCUGAAGAGCAGCUCAUCUCCAUUUACAAUGAUGUAGCCUUACAAGAAACCAAUAAUUUAGAUAAUAAUCCAUAAAAUUACAAUACUUGUAUUUGCUAGCUCAAGUGAUUAGAAAUAUAUCAAUAAAAAUGCACUUUUGAAAUCUG